Messenger RNA from Argiope bruennichi, 255 nucleotides. RefSeq lists its product as uncharacterized. The record is from RefSeq and is a predicted model, not a curated record. The coding region runs from base 1 to 255 and encodes 84 amino acids. The transcript is spliced from 3 exons. Lineage: Eukaryota; Metazoa; Arthropoda; Arachnida; Araneae; Araneidae.
AUGUUCCCGUGUCCCAUUGGUGCGCAGGUGGAAUACGCCAUAUUAAAAAGUAGAAAACGGGGAAUAAUUCCUGUUGCACAUUUUUCGAAACGAGUCAGUCAAAUUGCCAGCGCUUCUAUUAGCACCAUUAAGAAGAUCCAAGGUAAGGAAUAUUUAAGGAAAAAUCUACAUAAAAUUGGCUUUAAAUGGAAAAGAUGUCGGAAUAAACGGAAAAUAUUAGUUGAACGCGAGGACAUAAUUUUAAAGAGAAUUUAA